ACGCCAACGGUAGUUUGGUGCAGUCAGAGGUUGCAGUUAGUCGUGUAAUUUAUACAUUUCAUUCUCGCGCUGAAUUUACGUCUUUGAAAUCGCGGCGUCUGUGAAAUAAAAAAACAACAGUUACGAGGUUUUUAUAAAUUAACGUUGCUACAAGAAUGAUUUAUUUCAAUGAAGAUGCAAUAGGUCUACUCUUCUAAAGUGUAUUUUCUCGUGAUUCGCGUUGUGUCCUGUGUCAUUGUUUGUAAAUGGAUAAAUGUGUGUUUAAAUAGAUUAUGGAAGGAUGUUUUUGACAACAACAAACUACAAUCGCCUUGUUUUUUUAUAAUUUAUGGGAUUUUGUUACUGGUUCGCAGUAGCAGUGUAAUGGUGCCCGCGACACUGCUCCUCCUAGCUGUUGCACUGUGCAGCGCUGGCACUCUAGACUCGGAGUUAGGCGUUGGCAAAUCUAUCAAUAUCUUUAUGAGAUAUGGCUACCUCAGUAUCUGCAUGCGAGUGGUUCCUCGCAAUGACACAGAAGGUUGGGUGUUCAGAGAGCCCACCGUUAGUGUGUUUCGUGAUGUCGACAAAUAUGCGGUCGCCCAAAACACUGGAGUCGCCAAGUCACUCUUCGAUGGUGACUUCCAUAUGCAGUUCUGCGAUAACUUGAAACAGCUACUUCAAGCUUACUUCAGGGAUUUUACAUUUGAAAGGCUUGAGAGACCCUGGCGCGCCUUCACAGCUGGCUGGCCCACUGAUAUUAUGGCUCGCAAUCUGGGUAUCAACUCAUCCUUCAUCAACGGAGACCACUGCUACGUCCUCGUGAGAGUAUCUCGGUUUCGCGAGACAGCCAAGCUGAGUGACCUCCCACCGAACAUCCCCGUGGAAGAUGUGGUGUUCGAUGCCAUCGAUGACACAAAUAUCGGAGACACUGUCUCCAUCGCAGACUUCAUCAGGAAAUAUGGAUCGCAUUAUAUCUCCUCAUAUAUUACCGGCAACUCUCUCUACCAGGUAUUCGUGUUUUCUCGCGGCGUGUAUUCGCGGAUCAAAGAGCGCGUGAAGUCGCGUGGUGUAUCCGAUAUUCCAGUGAGCGAGAUGAACAAUUUUUUCUCGCCAUUAUUCGCCGAACAAGUUGGCGAUGUGAAGGUGUUUGUGUUCUCUAGAACCGCAUACUCUAUGAUCAAAGAGAGACUUAAAAGCAAGGGCGUGGGCGACAUCACGGCUAAAGAGCUAGAAGGCUACUUCUCACCGUGGCAGGCCAAGCAUAUUGGCCAAAUAAAGGUGGCAAGCGGCAAUAAAACUGUUGAAAGCUGGGCGAUGAAACGCCUGAGGGUGCAUUACUACAUAUUUUCAUAUCCAAGUCUACUUAAACUACACGGGGAACCCUCGUUAUUGAAAAACCUAGACACAUUACUAGGAAACGAGGCCUUAUUACAAUUAGAAUUAAAGACAUUAUCGCCUGCAUUCAAAGACGUAAAGAAAAAACAGUGGUUCGAAGAAGUGAUAGACAAUUAUUUAAAACUUUGGGAAAGUAAUAUGUGAUAUAGAUAAUUUUUGUAGUCAUUAUUAGAACUGUUAUAAGAAAUAGUGCAAUUAAUAUAAGUCUACUGAAAUAUGUCCGUCCGAGUGUCCUAUAAGGCAGGUCUUUUUAUCCCACUUCUGACUACCCAAUAUUGUGUACAUAAAAAAAUCUUAAAUCUUGUAACUGUAUUAUUCUUUCAGUGCACAAAUAAGUACAAUACUUAUAUUUUUUUGUAUUUUUAUAUAUUGUGAUUUUAUAGUGAAUGUGCCUUGUUGAGUGUAAUAAUUAUAUUAAAUAGUAUUUAUUAAAGUAUUGUUAUAAAGAUACGUAUUAUGUUUGAAAUCUGAAAUUUUAACAUGAAUCUAGGAUGCUAUCAGUAAUUAUAAAAUAUUAAGUAGAUUCUACCAAACAUUGUUGCUAAACAAAAACACGGUCUCAAACACUAGAGAUUUUAAAAUUGUAUACCGUACCCUGUAACCAUAUUUGGUACGGACCCUAGUCUUCUCGAUAUUUUCGUACGGCGCUGAGACUUGGACACUGAAAGCUACAGACCGCAAACGCAUUGACGCCUUUGAGAUGUGCUGCUGGAGAAAGAUGCUCCGUAUCCCCUGGACAGCAUUUCGACUGAAUCUCUCCAUACUGCGUGAACUCAGGAUCUCCUCGCGAUUGUCUUCCGAAUGUCUGCGCAGAGUUUUAGAAUAUUUCGGUCACAUCGCAAGGAAGGACGAUGGAAACCUUGAGAGGCUCAUUGUGGUCGGCAAAAUAGAUGGGAAGAGGCCACGUGUCCAACACGAUGGUCCGACCAGAUGCGCUCCGCCCUCGACUCUACGGUUCACAAUGCCUUUCACACCGCCAGAGACAGGAAUAGAUGGAGAGCGAUCAUACGUGAGAAAGUGAUACAGGGGGGUGGUCACGGCCCUCAGUACUGAGGAUUACGACGCAGGGAGGAGGAACCAUAUUUACACCGGAAUCCACAUCCUUCUAAGUAUAACACAAUUUAAUAUUCAUUCGUUUUGCUGAUAGCAUCCAAUCUAAAAAUAGUGCAAUAAAAAUAUUUUGUCAUCAUACAUUAAACAGUGCAUUUAGAAAUGAAAAGAAUUGUGAUGUAAAUAUUAAUUUUAUGGUUUUAAAAAAUAAAUUGUUGUAUGACUUUA
Messenger RNA from Leptidea sinapis, 2652 nucleotides. RefSeq names its product torso-like protein (gene tsl). NCBI's taxonomy places the organism in Eukaryota, Metazoa, Arthropoda, Insecta, Lepidoptera, Pieridae. The record is from RefSeq and is a predicted model, not a curated record. The transcript is spliced from 8 exons. Bases 364 to 1518 code for a protein of 384 amino acids.